This is a messenger RNA of Dermacentor albipictus, 903 nucleotides long. Lineage: Eukaryota; Metazoa; Arthropoda; Arachnida; Ixodida; Ixodidae. The record is from RefSeq and is a predicted model, not a curated record.
AUGAUACGCGACGCCGACAGCCUUGUCAAAUCAAAAUUACCGAACUUGAAGACACUUCACAUCCCCGAGAACAACUUAAGUAUCAUAGCCAAAUUCGCACCAUCAAACUUCCGAAUGAGAGAGCUCAUUUUGAGACGCAACUCUCUCACAUGGAUAGAGUCCAGAGCUUUUAUGCAUCUUACAGACUUAGUCUUUCUAGAUCUAGCUCACAACAGCCUUUCAUAUGUGAACGAAUCGAUUUUCUCAUUCAGCUCAAAGCUGGAAUAUCUAAACUUGUCUAGAAACAAGCUAAUUACUCUAACGGGAGUGUUCAAUCGUGUGCGUCAAAUCAGGAGCUUACAACUCUCGUUCAACCGUAUAGAUAACAUCACUGGUGUCUUGAAUGGGCUUAGUCGGCUCCGAAAGCUCUCAUUUAGAAACAACCUGCUCAGUUGCAUACCGGAUGGAACCUUCAGCGACAACGGCGGCUUGCAUACCGUUGAUUUGUCUUCAAACAACAUUCGGUGGCUAGGAAGGGAUGCUUUCAAGGGUUUCUCAGCACUACAGAAACUGCUCCUGCAAAGUAACCGAAUACUUUCUCUGAAUGGGUCAGUGAGAGAUUUGCCUAAACUGGAUUACCUGGACGUGUCUUUCAACGAGCUACAGGUGCUGGAAAGUGGGGAGUUUGAAAAUGACGCCGCUUUGAUUACCAUCUCAUUCGCAAAGAACAACAUCAGCAAUGUCGAAGGCGCAUUCGCCGGUGCUGCGGCCUUGCGGUCCUUGAGCCUCGCCCACAACCGAGUGAAACGACUGCUAAGAAGAGACUUCUCGCCCGAAAUGUCAAGCGAGAUGAUCGUCACACUCGACAGUAACGUACUGUUUUGCGACUUCUUUACCUCAAUCUGUCAUUGUUGCUUAUACUAG